ACUUCCUGUUGAGGAGACACGUGGUUCUCCGCUCCGCUGUGCAGCACCGGGGGAAGGUCGUCGCUCACCCUUGCGGUCUUGUCCUCCAAGGUUACGGGAAUAGGAAUGGACGAUCUGAACUCGGGUGUGGAUUUCGCUUCGGCCAGCGGCUUGGAGAAGGCGGAGGCCGCCGAGCUGCAGCGGAUGCUGGCCGUGGAGCAGCAGAAGGCGCAGUUCCAGGCCCAGGUGCACAACUUCACGGACGUGUGCUGGGACAAGUGCGUGGACAGGCCGGGCUCCAAGCUGGACUCCAGGACGGAGACGUGCCUGGUGAACUGUGUGGAGCGCUUCAUCGACACCACCCUCGCCAUCACCAGCCGCUUCUCGCAGAUGGUGCAGAAAGGGGCGCACUGAGGCGCCCCCCCCGACCCCAUGCCCAGCGGGGUCCGGCGGGACGGGGGCAGCCGGCACACCCCUGACUCUAUCCUGCACCACCUGUGACGCCCAUACUGCCGCCACACCUAGAGAUCUCGGAUCUCCACUCUGGACCCAGUCUGAAUCGGGCCGGUCUCGGAUCUCCAUUCUGGACACCCAGUUUGAACCGGGCCGGUCUCGGAUCUCCACUCUGGACCCAGUUUGAACCGGGCCGGUCUCGGAUCUCCACUCUGGACACCCAGUUUGAACCGGGCCGGUCUCGGAUCUCCACUCUGGACACCCUGUUUGAACUGGGCUGGUCUCGGAUCUCCACUCUGGCCCCCAGCGUGUGACAGGAGUGUGGCCCCAGGGCCCGAUGCGUGCUGCAGGCUGGUGGAGGUGUCUCGGCGGUGCUGCUGUGACCUCGAGCAGAGCCGUCUCGGACCUCUCUCUCUCGCCAUGCGAGUGGCCACAGGAUCCUCUCUCUUCCUGGGGGGGAAAAAAAAUCAUCUCCCGGAUAAAGGGCCACAUUCCUGAGGUGCUUCCGCCUGGCGAGAUCCCGCUUCCUUUUGAUGGCAUCUUUGAUCACACGAGGGCAGAUUCUGAUCAGUCAGUCGGAGCCCGCCCAGCGUGCGUCGAAUCACUGUGGGAAUUGAAACACGGCUGGUGUACCUUGUCAGUAAGCUGGAGGAGUUGAUGUCAAGUCAGUUUUCGGACGAUUAAAAUGUCUUCAUGCUUCAAAAGCCUUUAAGUGCUUUUUCCUCUUUAUUUCACAAAUACAGUCAUUUCCCUUGGACAGGCUCUCCACCCCAGAUUAGUUCUCAGAUGAACAUUAACUGCAGCAGGAACCUCUCCAGCAGACAGAAGGUGAGGGAAAUGGUUUCCCUGUCUUUCACUGUCCUGCAUAAAUUAAAAAGGGUAAAAGGAUUGUUUCCAUUUUGACUCAAAAUUCAAUAAAGACCAUCAAAUGCAA
This is a messenger RNA of Lepisosteus oculatus (spotted gar), 1366 nucleotides long. It is a transcript of the gene timm8b, whose product is annotated as translocase of inner mitochondrial membrane 8 homolog B (yeast). NCBI's taxonomy places the organism in Eukaryota, Metazoa, Chordata, Actinopteri, Semionotiformes, Lepisosteidae. The record is from RefSeq and is a predicted model, not a curated record.